GUCAUCGGCGACCAGGACCGCGCCGACGCUGAGCAGUGGCACCGCGACCGCAUCGAGCGCAAGAUGCGCGGCGAGUACGAGCGUGCAGGCAAGCACCUCGCAGAGAUUGUGCACGACAACCUCGACACGCCGCUCCGCCUCAACGCCAUCCGCAUCUUUGGCGCCAAGUCGACUCGCCCCUCGUUCCUGUCGCGCAUCUUUGCCCCCUACUUGUCGCCGCUCCCGCCUCCCUCGUUUCUCGCCGCCACGUUCGCCCCCGACGCGCCCGCUCCGCCCUCGCAGCACACGCUGCGCUCGCUCCUCCAGGCGACGCGCGACCUGUCGAGCACGCUCGACAAGUUUGACCUGUACCGCGGCGUCGAGGCGACCAUCGAGCGCAGCGACAGCGUCCUGAGCGAGCGCGAGGACGUCGACAUCGUCCUGCGCGUCCAGGAGGCGCCCAAGUACUUCUUGCGCACCGCGACCGACGUCGGCGACGGCGAGGGCAACGCUACGGGCACGGCCAAGAUCCGCAACGCGUUCGGCGGCGCCGAGACGGUCGAGGGCAACGUCAGCUUCGGCACGCGCACCAAGUCGGCCUUCCAGCUGCGCCUCGACACGCCCGUCAACUCGUCGUCGACGACGCACGCCGACCUGAGCAUCUUUUCGGCGCAGCGCGACCUCGGCUUCUACGCGAGCUGCCACGAGGCGACCAAGGGCACGAUGGCGCGCUUGAGGACCCUUACGCCGUUCGGCACGCACGAGCUCGCCUACGAGGCUGUCCUGCGCCAAAUUGGCGACGUCGCCCCGAGCGCGUCCAUGUCGAUCCGCGAUGCGGCCGGCCCGUCGGUCAAGAGCGCCAUCUCGCACGUCUUUAUGCGGGAUACGCGCGACGACCCGUUCGUGUCGACCCGAGGCGCGUUCGUCAAGCUCAAGCAGGAGUACGCGGGUCUCGGCGGCGACGCCAAUUUCUUCAAGCUCGAGCAGGAGGGCUCGGUCGCUCGUUCUCUCGGCGGCGGCUAUUCUGUGUCCCUCUCUGGCCGGUCCGGCUUCCUCUUCCCCCUCUCGGCCGUCCGCCCUCCCUCCUCAUCCUCGUCCUCCUCCACCCCGCGCACCUCGCUCUUCCCCGACCGGUACCACCUCGGUGGCCCCACCUCGGUCCGAAACUUCCGCCUCAACGCGCUCGGCCCCAAGGACCUCGGCGACUACGUCGGCGGUGACGCCUUUUACGCCCUUGGCGCGAGCGUCCUCACGCCGUGCCACAUCCCGACGCCGUGGCGCAAGGGCGCCGCCAAUAAGUGGUGGAGCAGCGAGAACCUGCACGGCCACGCGUGGGUCAACGCGGGCAAGCUCGUCGGCUCGGGUGCGCUCUCGCCUCGCCUACUCGCAGGCCAGCCCGUCUCGGCCAUCGUCGCGACACCUCCCUCGCUCACGGCCGGCUUCGGCCUCAUGUACCGCCACUCGCUCGUCCGCAUCGAGGCCAACGUCGGCGUGCCCGUCGUGCAGACGAGGGGCGAGGGCGGCGUCAAGGGGUUCCAGUUCGGGCUCGGAUUGAGCUUCCUCUAGACGGCGGCGUGUCGAAAGCAUAGACGGAGCUGCUGAAAAGGAGGCGCGCAAGCGCGCGUUUGAGCAUGAGG
Rhodotorula graminis WP1 is the source of this 1616-nucleotide messenger RNA. RefSeq lists its product as uncharacterized. The record is from RefSeq and is a predicted model, not a curated record. The coding region runs from base 64 to 1545 and encodes 493 amino acids. The transcript is spliced from 9 exons. Gene Ontology annotation, biological process: protein insertion into mitochondrial outer membrane. Gene Ontology annotation, cellular component: outer membrane; SAM complex. Lineage: Eukaryota; Fungi; Basidiomycota; Microbotryomycetes; Sporidiobolales; Sporidiobolaceae.